AUGAACACUACUGAGACAGAGCAACUAAUGAUUAUGAGCAAAAGGAUCUUUGUGAAAUUGGCGAUGUGCUCAUGGGUCUUGGGCAUCAUGACAGCAACUGUGGAGGUCACAUGGGUGUUUAGUUUCCCCUUUUGUGGUCCUAAUAAAAUUAAUCAUAUAUCAUGUGAAUCCCCAGUAGUGAUGGAGCUUGCCUGUGCAGACACAUUCCUGUUUGAAGUCUAUUCCUUCACAGGCACCAUGUUGAUUGUCAUGGUGCCCUUUCUAUUGAUAUUCUUGUCUUAUACUCAAAUUCUCUUCACCAUCCUGAGGAUGCCAUCCACUACAGGGAGGCAGAAGGCCUUCUCCACAUGUGCCUCUCAUCUCACCUCUGUCACUCUCUUCUAUGGCACAGCGUGCAUGAGCUACUUGCAGCCUAAAUCCAAGUACUCACCAGACACCAAGAAACUGAUGUCAUUGGCUUACUCUCUGCUCACCCCUCUGCUGAAUCCACUUAUCUACAGCCUGAGAAACAAGGAAAUGAAAAGGGCUGUGGCAAAAUUAUGGCAAAGGAAAGUGGUUUUCUUACUUGCUGAGAAGCCAUUUGAGAUAUGGAAACCACCCAAAGAAGCACUACCUUAA
This is a messenger RNA of Mastomys coucha (southern multimammate mouse), 618 nucleotides long. Its product is annotated as olfactory receptor 10A3-like. Gene Ontology annotation, cellular component: membrane. Gene Ontology annotation, molecular function: olfactory receptor activity. Gene Ontology annotation, biological process: G protein-coupled receptor signaling pathway. NCBI's taxonomy places the organism in Eukaryota, Metazoa, Chordata, Mammalia, Rodentia, Muridae. The transcript has 2 exons. The record is from RefSeq and is a predicted model, not a curated record. Bases 1 to 618 code for a protein of 205 amino acids.